Messenger RNA from Coccidioides immitis RS, 2180 nucleotides. Its product is annotated as phophatase 2C family protein. The record is from RefSeq and is a predicted model, not a curated record. The coding region runs from base 67 to 1899 and encodes 610 amino acids. Gene Ontology annotation, molecular function: protein serine/threonine phosphatase activity. Lineage: Eukaryota; Fungi; Ascomycota; Eurotiomycetes; Onygenales; Onygenaceae. The transcript has 3 exons. Gene Ontology annotation, biological process: protein dephosphorylation.
CUACACUGAGCAAAAGGCCCUUGCAUUGUCUGCUUUUCUCAGUUUGGGUUGAUAUCCGCCACCUCGAUGCGUCGAGCGGCAAUCCAGGCCUUCCGUACAGCCCGGUUCCAUCCUGUGCGGAGGGUUGCUGGCCCUCCCCCAGCUCCGCUCUUCUCGAGCAAUCAUGCACUGACGUCUCGAGUCGCAUUUUCCUCCCGGUCCACCGCUACCUUCAUACCGGCGGUACUACAGUCAUCAAUGUUUUUCCGUAACUUUUCUUUAGCUUUCAUUUCGACACUCGUGGCAUCUGGCGCCUGGUAUGCAUACAAGGGCAAUUCGAAUCAACAGGAGCUUGCACCUACUGCAGCUUUAAAUGCGACUCCUUCACUCUUCCAGCAAAAUACAAACGGUGUCUAUUCAGGCACGGCAGGCCAUCAUACUUCGGCAGUAGCAGGCGACAAUCCGACAUUUCAGUCGGACAGUUCACUCGUUGUGGAGGACCAGCAAUAUACGGCCACCUCGGUCAGCGAACAACCCGUCUCGAAACAAACGAGCGAGACCGGCAAUAGAGUGGUAGGAAUGUUAACUCCGGAACAAGCAACCGAGAAGCUUCGCAGAAACGAAGAAUCAUACCUGGUUGGCCGCGGAAAGGGUGUCGUUCGGUAUGAUGUCGUUCAACUUCCUAGCAAUGACCCGAUUGAAGAUGAUCAUGCCGAAAAGAUCGUUGUCUCUUCUACAGCGGAUGGAUCAUCGAGUGAUUGGAUGUUUUGGGGUGUCUUCGAUGGCCAUUCCGGCUGGACUACCUCUGCAAAGCUUAGGCAAGCUUUGAUCUCUUUUGUGACACGUGAACUAAAUUCCACCUACAAAGCUGCCUCCUCCAAGUCAGGUUUCCCGUAUCCUUCUCCCGAAGCCAUCGAUGCUGCUAUAAAAAGGGGUUUCGUCAAUCUCGACAAUGAAAUUGUGCACAAGAGCGUGGAUAGAGUCUUAAAGGCCAAUUCAAAAAGAGUUGCUGCAGAACUUCUAGCGCCUGCACUCUCCGGUUCAUGUGCUCUCCUAGCCUUCUAUGAUAGCAGCUCCAAAUUGCUGCAUGUUGCUUGUACUGGAGAUUCCAGAGCAGUUUUAGGUCGCAGAACGCCAAACGGGAAAUGGACUGCUACUCCCCUCUCCGAAGACCAGACGGGAUCUACGGUGUCUGAGGCUCAGCGACUACGUCGAGAGCACCCUGGAGAAGAUAAUGUUGUGCGCAAUGGACGCGUGUUGGGCAACCUCGAGCCUACUCGUGCUUUUGGCGACGCAUUCUACAAAUGGAAGCGAGACACUCAAGACAAGAUCAAGCGUCACUUUUUCGGACGUACACCACAUCAAUAUUUGAAGACACCACCCUACGUUACGGCGGAACCUGUCGUAACGUCAACUAAGAUUGAGCCUCAGAAAGGAGAUUUCCUCGUAUUGGCAUCGGAUGGGCUAUGGGAAAUGCUUAGCAACGAAGAAGUCAUUGGGCUUGUCGGUCAAUGGAUCGAACAGCAGCGUGCAAGCGCACAAGGUAAAGAUGGUGUUAAAAGCUGGCUUCAGAGUUGGUGGAGUUCAGUGGACCAGUUGCCAAUUGAAAAGCCUUCGCGUGACGAUGCAACUGGACAGCGUGCACCAUUCCGUCAAAUGCAAUAUAACAUCCCUCAAAAUGAAAACCGCUUUGUAGUUGAGGACAAGAACGCGGCGACCCAUUUGGUUAGAAAUGCCCUUGGAGGAAAGGAUAAGGACACGGUGUGCGCACUGCUCACCCUUCCCAGUCCUUAUUCGAGAAGAUAUCGUGACGACCUUACUGUUGAAGUAAUUUUCUUCGGCGAGAGUGAAGAUACCGGUGCUGUGACGAUCAAUACAGAAGCCAGCUCCUCCACCCACGAAAUACCUGCUAAACUUUGACGGGAUUCGAUUACGUGACUUUUCUUUUGCAUGAAGUGAUUUCUCUUGCAGUCACUACUCACUUUUCAAUGCGGGCCAAAGUCCCGACGCGACGUAAUUGAUUUCUAUUUUUCUCCUCUCAAUGGCUUUACUUAGCCCUUCCGUGACGCCCAAAUACCCGCGUCCGUGCCUUUUAAAGCGUGGUUUUGGGGGCUUUUUCUUGAAUGUGGUUGUGUCUUUCUCUUAUACGUAGCAUAGAAGAAUACCCAAGGGAAAAUGUUGGCAUCAUUCAUCUCAUUUUU